Hirsutella rhossiliensis is the source of this 1110-nucleotide messenger RNA. RefSeq names its product reverse transcriptase (RNA-dependent DNA polymerase) domain-containing protein. The record is from RefSeq and is a predicted model, not a curated record. Lineage: Eukaryota; Fungi; Ascomycota; Sordariomycetes; Hypocreales; Ophiocordycipitaceae. The transcript has 6 exons. The coding region runs from base 1 to 1110 and encodes 369 amino acids.
AUGGACGGAGAACCGUUCAUAGCAGACGUCAGGGUGAACGGCACAGACUUCGUGCCAUCUCUUGUCGACUAUGGCUGCCUCUGCUACGGCGCGGUUAGCAAGCGCACAUUUCACUCUCUCCAGUUGCCACAUAUACGCGUCCAGCCGCGCAUCUUGGAGAAUGCAGCGGGAGACGGCAAGGAGGUCAAAAUCGACAAGAUCACGUAUGUGUCGAUCGACCUCGAUGGACAUCAGCAGCAUCGUGUUUUCAUGUACGUCAUCGACGAUCUGAACUGGGAUAUGAUCCUGGGUAAACGAUGGAUGGAAGACCAGGAUGUUCACAUCCAUGCGAAGGAAGGAUAUCUCGAGAUCGGGUCCAAUGGAGUUCAAUACCACAAGUGGUCUCGAGCUUUCUCUCAGCAACUGGCCGACCAGCUGCCCCCUCAUCGGCCAGCCCUACCCUGGGGACCGCUUUACAGCAUGUCCCGCGAGGAGCUAUUGGUACUACGGAAGACUCUCACAGAACUACUCGACAAGGGAUUUAUUAGAGUCAGCAGCUCGCCAGCCGCGGCACCAGUCCUUAUGAGGGACCGCUAUCCCUUGCCCUUACUGAGCGAGACCUUGCGAACGAUAGCCAAGGCAAGGUGGUUCACCAAGACAACUUUCAGAACGCGCUAUGGAUCCUUCGAAUGGCUGGUAGUUCCAUUCGGCCUGACAGGCGCACCAGCAGCCUUUCAGCGGUACAUUAACAGCGCGCUCCAGGAUUACCUAGACGAUUUUGUGUCAGCAUAUAUCGACGAUGUCCUGAUCUUCUCCUCUGGAAGCCUGCAAGACCACCGCGACAAGGUCGGCAAGGUCCUCCAACGACUGAUGGACGCCGGGCUGCAACUGGAUAUCAACAAGACGGAGCCGCUAACGCGGCUAACGAAGAAGGACGUGCCAUUCCGUUGGGAUGAAUUGUGCGAAGAAGCCUUCGAGAAGCUCAAGGACUUGUUGAUCACGGCCCCGAUCCUUGCACACUUCCAUCCAGAAAGGGAGACUAUCGUGGAAGCAGACGCUUCAGGAUUCGCGUCGGGAGGCGUGCUCUUGCAGAGAGAUGAUAAGGAUGGACUGGUACGACCUGUCGCAUAA